Brugia pahangi is the source of this 705-nucleotide messenger RNA. The record is from the annotation of a GenBank genome assembly. Lineage: Eukaryota; Metazoa; Nematoda; Chromadorea; Rhabditida; Onchocercidae.
AUGGAUCGAAAAUUGAGUGAUUCUUCGCUGAUAAUAUCAAUUUUGACAAGUUAUAUGACACGAAGUGAUCGAAGUUUGGAUGAUGUAAUUGAAUUUUAUCCAGAACAAACGAAUGUUAUAAAAGAAACGGGAAAAGAGAUAGUCACACGUCCCAAUAUGUAUAAAAUUAUGACAUCUUUGAAUAGUAUGUCAAAAAUGGAACAGGAAAAUGCGAGGAAAGAAGAGGAAUGGCGUAAAUGGGUUGAUGAUCAUUUCAUUCCUUUGAUAGUACCGAAUGUGUAUCGUUCAUGGAAUGAAUGUAUUGAAACAUUUCGUUGGUUUGGUGAAGCAGGACAGUGGGAUAAAGUGGUACCUGCAUGGGAACGUUAUGCUACCAUUUAUCUUGGUUCAGUAGCCAUGUAUUUUUUGUCGAAAAAACUUCGCAAAAAAUAUGAUGAUGCUGAUGUUCGUCAACUUUUAAUAGAUGCUUGCAAUCAGUGGAUGAAUGCUGUGGGAAAUUCAUCGUUUCUUGGUGGUCAACAGCCUACUUUGGCUGAUUUGGCACUCUAUGGAGCAAUGAAUUCAUUUCUGGGUAGUGCAACAUUUAAUGAACUUUGUGAUAAAACUCAAAUUAAAGCAUGGUUUGAACGAAUGCGUGAAGCAGUUGAUUCGAGAGCAGGAGCAACUUUACUUCAGCAAAGUUGUCACAAGAGACUACAAUCAUAA